ACUGGUACUGCUGCCACUGUAAGAAUCCAUUCAAGUUUUUAAAAAGUCUCUCUUUAUCACUCUAUCUCUAUACCCUUUCUCUGGUCGCCGGAGAGUUCGAUAAUCCCCAAGAGAAGAAACCCAUUUCUUGGAAUUUUCCGGCGAAGCCAAUGCCCCUCAAAACUCACCUCGCCGACCUCACUCCACCCCAAAAAGACGCCUCUUAAAACCCAUAAAAAACGACAACAAAAAAGGAAACCCAGAUAAGAUAACGAUGUCAAUCUACGACGCUGCGUUUGUGAACUCCGAGCUCUCCAAGCCCACCUCCAUAUUCGGGCUCCGGCUCUGGGUCGUCAUCGGAAUCCUCGUGGGUUCACUCAUAGUCAUCACACUCUUCCUCCUCUCAAUCUGCAUCACUUCUCGCCAUCGGACCAAGCACAAGUCCAAAUCUUCGACCAAGCCCACCUCAACCAUGGCCGCCGCCAUUGAUGUACAAACCCCAGUGAUCUCCAAGGAGAUACAGGAGAUCGUUCACCACCAUCCGCAGCCUGAAAUCCAUGUCGAAAUCGGCAAACCCGACCACAGGGUCGUCGUGUUCUCGGAUCGGGCAUCCAGUGGGGAGAGCAGGGGAACGAUGAUGAGUGGAGGUGAUACGACGUCGUUUGGAAGCGGUAACGUAGGUCCUGAGGUUUCGCAUCUUGGGUGGGGAAGAUGGUAUACUCUGAGAGAGCUUGAAGCCGCCACCAAUGGGUUGUCUCCGGAGAAUGUGAUUGGAGAAGGUGGGUAUGGGAUUGUCUACAGUGGUAUUCUUGGCGAUGGUACCAGAAUCGCAGUCAAGAACCUCUUGAAUAAUAGGGGUCAAGCUGAGAAGGAAUUUAAGGUGGAGGUUGAAGUAAUUGGGCGUGUAAGACACAAAAACCUAGUGAGGUUACUUGGAUACUGUGUUGAGGGUGCUUACAGAAUGCUUGUGUAUGAGUAUGUUGACAAUGGUAAUCUGGAUCAAUGGCUCCAUGGGGAUGUCGGUGAAGUCAGUCCACUAACAUGGGAGAUCCGAAUGAACAUCUUACUGGGAACAGCAAAAGGUUUGGCCUAUCUUCAUGAGGGUCUUGAACCAAAGGUUGUCCACCGUGAUGUGAAGUCUAGCAACAUACUAAUUGAUCGACAAUGGAAUGCUAAGGUGUCCGAUUUCGGUCUUGCAAAGCUCUUGUGUUCCGAUACAAGCUAUGUCACAACUCGUGUUAUGGGAACUUUUGGUUAUGUUGCACCAGAAUAUGCCUGCACUGGAAUGCUGAAUGAGAAGAGCGAUAUUUAUAGCUUUGGAAUUCUCAUCAUGGAGCUAAUUACUGGAAGAAACCCCGUUGAUUAUAGUCGACAGCAAGGGGAGGUGAAUAUGGUUGAAUGGUUGAAAACUAUGGUCGGGAAUCGAAAAUCUGAGCAAGUAGUUGAUCCCAAGUUGCCUGAGAUGCCAACUUCCAAAGCACUCAAACGUGUUCUUCUUGUUGCCCUUAAAUGUGUUGAUCCUGAUGCAACAAAAAGGCCAAAGAUGGGACAUGUUAUCCACAUGCUUGAGGCAGAUGACUUGCUCUUUCGAGAUGAUCGCCGUACUGGGAGAGAUAUUGCUCAAUCAAAUCGCGAUCCCCAACAAGAAAGUCGUGCUGGUGCUAAGAUAGGUGAUAAGCAAUUGGGUGGAGAGACUUCUGAUACAACAAGUGAAGGUGAUAGUGGCAGGAUUCAUCACCAGCCAACAAGGUGGAGAUAACUCUGCUGGAAGAUUAGGUGACUAACAGAUAAGAUCCUCGUUUUUUGAAGCUCGAUUUCUUUUCCCAACAAGAUUUUUUUGCUGCACCUUCGCUCGCACAAGAAAAACAACAAAAUCUGUAUCUGUUGUAUGCUUAAGCUUCUUCCUCUAUACCUUUUCAGAUGUGCCCUGCAUCAGAUUGUGAUGCAUCUGUACAUUUGGGACAAAAUAUUUUUUCAUCAUUGUUAUAGAUAUCAUAGGUUCAUUGAUUUUUUUUUUUUUGCUUGUAAAACAUAAUAUGGUUAGUGUUACUUCAAAUAUACAUUCUUUCCAAAUAUCCACAUUAUAAGAGCCAAAUCUCUCUUA
Humulus lupulus (European hop) is the source of this 2083-nucleotide messenger RNA. RefSeq names its product probable serine/threonine-protein kinase At1g01540. Gene Ontology annotation, molecular function: ATP binding; protein kinase activity. Gene Ontology annotation, biological process: protein phosphorylation. Bases 254 to 1738 code for a protein of 494 amino acids. The record is from RefSeq and is a predicted model, not a curated record. The transcript has 7 exons. NCBI's taxonomy places the organism in Eukaryota, Viridiplantae, Streptophyta, Magnoliopsida, Rosales, Cannabaceae.